Messenger RNA from Aspergillus alliaceus, 867 nucleotides. Its product is annotated as RTA1 domain-containing protein. Gene Ontology annotation, cellular component: membrane. Lineage: Eukaryota; Fungi; Ascomycota; Eurotiomycetes; Eurotiales; Aspergillaceae. Bases 1 to 867 code for a protein of 288 amino acids. The record is from RefSeq and is a predicted model, not a curated record. The transcript has 3 exons.
AUGCCAACAUCGGAGAGCGAUGGUGGCUUCAAACUAUUCCACUAUGACCCGUCCCUCGCGGCAGCGGCGAUCUUCAUAAUUUGUUUUCUUGCGACCACAAUUCUACACACUUACCAGCUUUUCCGGACGCGAACGUGGUUUUUCAUCCCGUUUCUGCUGGGUGGUUAUUUCGAGUGGGUCGGAUAUGUCGCACGCGCCAUAGCCUGUAACCAAACACCAAACUGGACACUCGGGCCAUAUAUCGUACAGGCUGUUCUGACUCUCGUCGCGCCCGCCCUGUUUGCCGCCAGUAUUUACAUGGAACUAGGACGAACCAUCGUGGUGCUACACGCCGAAAAGCACAGUCUGAUCCGCGUCAAAUGGUUGACUAAGAUCUUCGUAGCGGGAGAUGUUCUAUCCUUCCUCAUGCAAUCAGCAGGUGCCGGAUUAAUGGGUAUGAAAUCGAAAUCGCGCGAGAACGGUCCCCAUAUUAUUGUCGGCGGUCUCGUCGUCCAGAUCCUCUUCUUCGGCUUCUUCAUGAUCUCAUCCGCUGUCUUCCAUAUGCGCAUGAACCGUGACCCCGUCGCUGAUGGCGGGUCUGGGUUCAACUGGCGACGCCUGCUAUAUGCACUGUAUGGUGCCAGCGCUCUCAUUCUGAUCCGUUCCAUCUUUCGACUUAUCGAAUAUGCGCAGGGGAAUGACGGGUAUCUGGUCAGUCAUGAGUGGUUUAUGUAUAUAUUUGACGCACUGUUGAUGUUCGGGACGAUGUUGAUCUUCCAUGUGGAGCACCCAAGUGAGCUCAACGCGUGGUUGAAGGGAAGUGGGACUGUGUGUAGGGAGAUACUCCGGUUCGAGAGGGCUGGGAGUAGUGGUAUGAUGAUGGCCUAG